Dunckerocampus dactyliophorus (ringed pipefish) is the source of this 6388-nucleotide messenger RNA. It is a transcript of the gene plch2b, whose product is annotated as phospholipase C, eta 2b. NCBI's taxonomy places the organism in Eukaryota, Metazoa, Chordata, Actinopteri, Syngnathiformes, Syngnathidae. The coding region runs from base 246 to 4016 and encodes 1256 amino acids. Gene Ontology annotation, biological process: lipid metabolic process; phosphatidylinositol-mediated signaling. Gene Ontology annotation, molecular function: calcium ion binding; phosphatidylinositol-4,5-bisphosphate phospholipase C activity. The transcript has 20 exons. The record is from RefSeq and is a predicted model, not a curated record.
UGACAGGACGUUGCGUCGUGAAUGUUUGCUCCUCCUUCCUGUUGGUUGCGUGAAAAUCCCUCCAUGAAGGCAAGACUGCGGGAUUAGCGCUUGAGGAAGAUUUAGAGGCAGUCACAUGCUGCGCUUUUCUUCUCUGAGGGAACAUACAUGGACGACCUAUGCCAGGCUGACGAGGGGGAACCCAAUCUCAGGAUGAGCCACCGACAGGACAACAAAGCUGGGAUGUAAGUGGGCAUUUAGGGCUCAUGGGACAGCACCCCCAAAUGUCCACUUCAGGGAUCAGCCCGGCGAUGGCGCCUCCAUCAUCACCGUGGAUGAGUGGAACCCCCCCGCUGCAGGCUUCUCUCUCACCCAAAAAGACCACCUUCCAGUCUCUGGGCUCGCUGUCGCCGGGCGUGUUCUCACCAUCCAGCCCCAAGAUGCCAUCCAACCCCCCAAACUCCCCCACCAUGUCCAUCAUGAGCUCACCUAAACUGUGGCAGAAAGCCUCCAUCUCCAGGCUGGCAGAGGAGUUUUUCUGGAUCGGGGGGAGUGUGGUCGCCCAGCCAAAAUGGAGGCUGGGGCAGAUAGUGGAGAGGUCCAUGUGCACCAUGCAGAUGGGAACACAGAUGAGCAAACUGAAGGGAAAGAAGAAGGGCCUUGUGAGGUUUUACUACCUGGACGAGCACAGGUCCUGCAUCAGGUGGCGGCCAUCCAAGAAACAUGACAAAGCCAAAAUAACUAUUGACUCCAUCCACGAGGUGUGCGAGGGCAAAAAGUCGGAGGUCUUCAGGAGGUACGCAGACAACCGCUUUGACCCGAACUGCUGCUUCAGUAUUUACUACGGCGAGCGCGUCAAGUCCCUGGACUUGGUGACCACCAAUGCCGAGGAGGCCCGAACAUGGAUCACCGGGCUGAAGUACCUCAUGGCUGGCAUCAGCGACGAAGACAGCCUGGCUCGAAGGCAACGCACCAGAGAUCAAUAUCCUUCAUGCAAUAAUCAUUAUUCUCCAACUGUGGUACGAGUACCACAUGAGCAGACUUUCUCUGAGGCAGACAAAAACGGCGAUGGCACCUUAAGCAUCGGAGAAGUUCACCAGCUGCUCCACAAGCUCAACGUCAAUCUACCCAAGCAGAAAGUCAGGCAGAUGUUCCAAGACGCAGACACGGACGAGAACCAGGGCACCUUGGGUUUUGAGGAAUUCUGUUCGUUCUACAAGAUGAUCUCCACGCGAAGAGACCUCUACCUUCUCUUGAUAUCCUACAGUAAUCAGAAAGAAGUCAUGGACCUGCAUGACCUUGCCCGCUUUUUAGAGAAUGAGCAGAAGAUGCGAGGUCUCGCCAGAGAGCACCUGGUUGACAUAGUGGCCAAGUUUGAGCCGUGUCCUGAGAACCUGCAGCGCAUGGUCCUGGGAAUAGACGGUUUCACCAACUACAUGCGAAGCCCAGGUGGGGAUAUCUUCAACCCGGAGCACAACGAGGUCAACCAGGACAUGACACAGCCUCUGUGCAACUACUUCAUCGCCACAUCACACAACACCUACCUGACUGGGGACCAGCUAUUGUCUCAGUCCAGCGUGGAGAUGUAUGCUUACGUCCUCCAGGCUGGAUGCCGCUGCGUGGAAGUGGACUGCUGGGAUGGACCAGAUGGGGAGCCCAUCAUCCACCACGGGUAUACCUUGACCUCGAAAAUACUCUUCAAAGAUGUCAUUGAAACCAUCAAUAAAUACGCCUUCACCAAAUCACAGUACCCAGUCAUUUUGUCCAUAGAGAACCAUUGCACGGUACCGCAGCAGAAAAAGAUGGCUGAGUACCUAAGAGAGGUGUUGCAGGACAAGCUGGACCUGUCCCACGUCAACAUCUACGAAUGCAAGAAGUUGCCGUCCCCUGAAAUCCUGAAGGGGAAAAUAUUGGUGAAGGGAAAGAAGCUCCCGGCAAACCUUGACCCUGAUGCUGAGGAAGGAGACGUGUCUGAUGAAGACACGGGGGAUGACAAGGAAGACGAUGAUGAGGAGGAAGACGAUGAGAAUUCACAGGACGAGAACAGCGGUCUCGCUGCACGCCAACCAAAGAAGAAGAAACGAUUCGGCAGAUCAAUCAUGAGGAGCUUCAAACGCAAGAGAAAAAAGAGAAUCCGAGUGAGGAGUCAAGGCAGGUCUGAUGGAGAGUCGGACUACAGCAGCAGCAGCAGGGACAGGACACAGAUUGUUUAUCACCCCAAGAAGAGGAAAACAAUGAGGCUGUCCCGCGCUCUCUCUGACCUCGUCGAGUACACAAAAUCCGUCCGAGUGCAUGACAUAGAAACACAAGCGUUUGCCAAUAGUUGGCAGGUGUCGUCGCUCAAUGAGACCGUCAUGAACCAGAUCCUGCAGCUGAAGCCCGGUCCACUGGUCCGCUUCAACCAGCGCCAACUCCUCAGAGUCUACCCGUCCAACUACAGGGUGGACUCCAGCAACUUCAACCCGCAGCCCUACUGGAAUGCAGGAUGUCACAUGGUGGCCAUGAACUAUCAAACAGAGGGGCGCAUGCUUGAACUGAACCAAGCCAAGUUCUCAACCAACGGAAACUGUGGAUACAUUCUCAAACCUAAAAUCAUGUGUAAAGGUGCCUUUAAUCCCAAUUUGGAGGAUCCGCUUCCAGGGAAGAAGAAGAUUCAGUUAGUGCUAAAGAUCAUCAGUGGUCAGCAGCUUCCCAAACCCAAAGACUCCAUGUUUGGAGACAGAGGGGAGAUCAUUGAUCCCUUUGUGGAGGUCGAGAUCAUCGGUCUACCCGUCGAUUGUUCAAAGCAGCAAACAAGAGUGGUGGACGAUAAUGGCUUCAACCCCAUGUGGGAGGAGACACUGGUAUUCAACAUUCUAAUGCCACAGAUUGCCCUGGUGCGCUUCCAAAUUUGGGAUCACGACCCCAUUGGACGGGAUUUCAUUGGCCAGAGGACAUUAGCGUUGAAAAGCAUGAUGCCAGGUUAUCGACACGUGUACUUGGAGGGGAUGGCAGAGUCUUCCAUUUUUGUUCAUGUUUCCAUCAUUGACGGCAAGAUAAAGCCCAGCAAUGCCGUCCAAGUGGCCAAAAAGCACAUCCAAAAAGCAGCCCAGAAGCACAUGAAGGGCCACCAAAGGCAGCCAUCCCUCGACUUCUCCGUGCAGUCCUCGGAAGACUGGACCCCUUUGUUCUUCCGCAAGGACGCCGACUCCUUCUCCCAGGACAGCAGGAACACAGACAUGUCUCCACUGGUUCAAGGGCCAGCGGUCAGGGCUGCUGUGCACAAAGGCGCCAUGAGUGAACCCGUGAAACGUGCUCAUAGGGUGAGAAUUCACAAUCCUGCAGAGACCAGGAGAAGGAUCUUCAGCAAGAUGUCCUCCACGGAUUUAAACACGGUGGCUCACUGCGUGUUGGAGGACAGCUUUGACUUAGACACUCGUCCAUGUCCGGACAGUCCAAACGAGGACAGUAAGUGCCCAGCUCCUGACUCGAAUGAACCUCAGUCUUCAGUAUCUGACAGUGCGGAGCUACACACAUUUGGACCAGAGCAUUCGACUGAAACAGGAACAAUCCAAAAGACUGACCCAGAACCACCAGAAGAACCUCCACCUCCAAUCCCGCAACCUCCCUCACACUGGGAAGCCAAAUUCUCCCCUCUUAAUCCUCCGCCAUCCCCUCCACGGGUCCGAAGGACUUUAGAGACCCCGGCCACCCCGAAACCCUCCACCCCAAUACGGACAAAAGCUCGCUCAAGCAGCUGUCCCCGGAAACACAGCAGCUCUCCUCUCACUCCCAUGGUGAUCCGCAAGCCUUCUUCCUCCCACUGGCAGCAGACCUGGCGCCAGGUGCGGACCAUACCCAACGGUCUGUGCUUGUCCGACAGCACAUCCAGCAGUGAUGGCAGCUCAGACAGCCUGGAGUUAAGUGCCAGGACUGUAGCAGCGGGCUCAGAGCAACACGACGGCACCUUGCAGAGAGAGAUGAAGGCGCUUUUUGACAAGAAGAUGAGGGACAUCCGAUGUAAAUCUCCACUUUUUUUUGAUGAACAGGAUUUGUGAGUCAGUAAGCUGGGUUCUUUUUUAGAGGACUACUCCCUGAUAUCCAGACUGGAGUAUUUUACUGAAAUCCAAGUUACUUCAACUUAAGUGGCAUUUUCCUGCUUUUUUGCCGUAUCAAUGGACAUCUGUAGAAAGGGCACCAACACAGAAAGGGUGGGUCUGAGGUGGACCCAGCAAUUCUGAGGUAGUAUGUAACAAUGUGUAACAAAGUAAGUCAGGGUAUUCCAACACGCACUUCUCCUUUCCUGUUGUGUUGAAAGCAAUGGUCGCUGUCCAACAAGUAAUUUAUACGUCACACCAGACGCUGGCACUGACAUCAUGGAGUUAUCUGAUUCAUUUCCCAAAUGUGGAAAAAUGCCAGAUGUACUGUCUCUUUGAAAAAGGUUAUAGUAACCACGAGUUGUUGGGCCUUGCUCGACCGGCUCCGGCUUUGUCGAGCACAAGCGAGAGGUACAGUGGCAAUAAAGGGUCAAAAAGGCAGCUUUCUAUUCUACAAGACAAACCGUAGUACAGUCGUCCCUCAUUUAUCGUGGUUAAUUGGUUCCAGACCUGACAGCGAUAAGUGAAUUUCCGUGAGGUAGGAUUCAAUAUUAAUAAAUUGAAUGUUUUUGUAGUUAGAGCAUAGAAAACUUGUUUAUGACUUUCUAAAUUAGUUUUUUACCAUUAUUAGAGCCCGGUAGACAUGAAAUAACACCCCUAUAGUCACCUUAUACACUACUAUUAUUCUUUGUUUACAUCCCAUUGCGCAACACUAAUGCGCAGGGGGACACAUUUUACUCAACACAUUCACUGAAAACCUUAAGUAUUUUACUAAGACUAAAGUCCAAGCCAGGUCCCAAGUCAUGUCCCAAGUCAUUAACGUCAAAAUCCAAGCCAAGUUGCAAAUCUUUGAUGAUAUUGUCAAGUCGAGUCCAAAGUCAGCAAAAUUGUGAUUUGAGUCUGACUCAAGUCCAAGUCGUGUAACUAAAGUCCACAACUUUGGUACUGAUGAGCCUGAAGAGCCGUAAGAAAAGAUCCAGCAUUUGUUGGUUCGUCUUUCACACAGAACCCAGGGAAUGAAGACGUUGUCACAAAAGUGUGCACUUUUAUACAGUGACAUGCAGAUAAUUGGAUGUUAUUUCCUUGUCAGACAGCUACAGCUACUUUCAACACAACAGGGUGUUACAAUUCACACCCCUUCCCGGCGUUGCGGAAUACUUACACACACAGGCAACUUACCACCACGGACACACGGACACUAAGUCCUAGGCUGUAAAAUAGGCGGGUCGACUUCUGUUCUCCCUUUACACAAAACAGUGACAGAGGGGAAAAUGCCGAGUCCUACAGGCUGUGUGAAAGGGGCUCACCAUGAGAAGGAUGUGAUAGGGUCCCUAAAGCUGGCUGAGAUGGACGGAUGACGCCAAAGACAACCUUGCAAAGCCUCAGCCAAGGCAAAGAUCACAAUAUAACAGGAUUAGACAGCACUCUUACUUUAUUACUUUGUUCAAAUUACCACAAGAAGUGUGUCCAAGUAAAAUGACAAGAAACACACUUGAUAACCACUUUUUAGACACUUUUAAUCGAGUUCAGCCUACUGUAAUAAUUGCAUCCUACUGCAUGCUGACUGUUUACAAAAUGUUUUAUGCAUAUUGCUGUUAGCUCAGUUAGAAUUGUUAAUUGUUCAUGAACAUUUUUGUUAAUUAUUAUUUAACUAACAAUGUGAAUUUUGAAACAAUGAUUUUUUUUUUUUAUAUAUAAGGUACACUAGCUUAACCUACAGUUAGCGGUUCUGUCAAAUGAGAAGAAAAUGAGGUUGUGUCAGUUUUUGAAGGAUGCUUCUAUGCCUUGUCUGUAUCUUUAUCAUCAGCAGGAUCUUGAACGCUGUUUGCAUUCUUGUUCCUGAAACGCAAGCUGAGCUCCUCAGUCAGGACCCGACAGAAGGCUUUCUGUGUGCAGGAUGCAGUAAAAUACAAAAAACUGAAACAGUAUGUCGCUGCAUUUUAGUUGUAUAUGACUGAUAAGUCUGCUAUUGAGCUGCGAGUUCAAGUCUGUGAUUAAAAUGGGAGUUGUAUCCAUAAUGGAUGUCAUUCAGCACAUACCUUCUGCUCUGCCGCAUUGCUGCGACUCCUGGAGGAGAGCUCCAGGACAGCCAGCAGAGCUCCCAGUGUCAGGCCCAGCGCAAGAACCACAAACAUCCCCUUGAGACUGUGUGGCUGCACAGCUGUGGACUUGGCCUUGUCCACCAUGCAGCUGCUGGCCCACCAUUUACUCUGAAGAUAGGCCAGCUCGCCGGCCUCACUCAGCUGCAGGAUGGCCACGCUCAGGUUCUUUAGGAUUGGAGAACCUUUAGAAGACGUAUAUAUUUAUAUAUUGCAUUAAAUCAAAAAGAAGAA